Messenger RNA from Paramecium tetraurelia, 1278 nucleotides. RefSeq lists its product as uncharacterized. The transcript has a single exon. Gene Ontology annotation, molecular function: structural constituent of cytoskeleton; GTP binding. Lineage: Eukaryota; Ciliophora; Oligohymenophorea; Peniculida; Parameciidae. Gene Ontology annotation, cellular component: cytoplasm; microtubule. Gene Ontology annotation, biological process: microtubule cytoskeleton organization; mitotic cell cycle. The record is from RefSeq and is a predicted model, not a curated record.
AUGUCUUCUGCAUUUCAUAUUCAUAUAGGAGGGGCUGGAGUAAUGAUUGGUGAUAUGUUAUGGUAACUAUAUGAAAAAGAAUACAAUGAAACUAAUCAAAAGAAUUAUAUUUAUAAUGAAGUCGAUGGGAAUCAUUAUCCAUUAGCACUUUUCGUAGACACAGAUGACAGAAUGAUACACGAAGUCUAAAGGAACAAAUCAGUCAAAUUUAAGAAGCAUUCAUUUUUACACGGGAAAGAGGAUGCAUUAACUUAUGCUCGAGGUUGUUAUGAUGGUGGAAGAUUGAUUUAAGAUGAAGCAUUAGAAUGUAUUCGAAAACAAAUAGAAACCAUGGAUCGAUUAGAUGAAUUUGUGAUUACAAGUUCAAUAAGUGGAGGAACUGGGUCUGGAUUUUGUACUAGGUUAGUUGCUGAGUUGAAUUGGCAAGGUGGAUACAGGGAAGUAAGAAAAAAUGGAUUUAUAAUUUUCCCAUCUUCAGAGAUGUCCAAUAAUAUUAUUGAUACGUAUAAUGCUGUGUUAUCGAUUAAUAUUAUGAGAGAAUAUUUAACAAGUAUUACAAUAUUUGACAAUUAGUCAAUGUACAAUGUUAUUGAUCAUCAAUUAGGUUUAGACUUUGUUGAUUAUUAACAUUUAAACAACUUAGUUGCUCAAAUAAUUAGUUCGUACACAGGACUAAGAAGAUUUAACUCAGAAGAUAACUCCGAAUUUUUUUCAAAUAUGUGCCCUUAUCCUCAUUUACAAUUUAUUAUUCCAUCCUAUGGUAAACUGACUUUAAUGAAUGAUUACAAUAGAAAAGAAUUAGAAAGCAAAUAAUUUAUUUAAUAUCUAACAACAAAGGACUAAAAACUUUAUCAAUGUCCUUCUAAUCCUAAUCAUAUUUUAACUACUUUAUUAUUGAGAUAGCAAUAUUUGAACCCUUUCUUUGGUAAAUUGGAUAUAAUUCAUAAGAAUUUAGAUUAUUUCUUUGGCUACAGAUCAGAUAUUUUUCAAUGUAAAUCAUCUAAUUACUAAGUAUUACCUGAACUUGCAGAGAUGAAACAAACUGGAACUUUUUUUUCAAAUGAUGCUUCAAUUGUUAGUAGAUUAUAAGCAUUAUUAGACAAAUUUUAUAAAUUUAAAAAAAGACAAGCCUACACAGAUACCUAUCUUAAAGAAGGAAUGGAAAACAGGGAAUUUUCUGAGGCCGAAGAAAGACUGUCUAGUUUAAUAAUAGAUUAUGACGAAUUUAGAAACUUUGAAUAAUAUAUAAAUAGAGACCUUAAGCAAGAUGAGUUGUGA